GUACGCAAUCCGCUUCCUCCCAAUAGAAGGCCAGACAAGUAAAGCGAAAAUAGAGGUUUUCUAAUGAAGCAGCUGAAGGAAAUCCACGCUCACACCCUUCGCAACGGCAUCGACCACACCAAAUACCUCAUCGUGAAACUUCUCUCUCUCUCAAACAUCUCAUACGCACGCUCUCUCUUCGAUCAUCAGCUCAUUUUCCCAACCACGUUCCUCUACAACAAGCUUCUCCAAGCUUACGCCUCCCACGCUCUUCCCUACCAAUGCCUCUCCCUCUUCUCUCAGAUGCUCUCCCACUCCUCCACACCUCCAAACACCUACUCCUUCACCUUCGUUUUCACCGCCUGCGCUACCCUCCCGUCGUCGCCCAAACACGGCCGAGCGAUCCACGCCCUAUUCCUUAAGAUGGGUUUUCGAUUCGACGCAUUCGUUUUCACUUCGUUGGUUGAUAUGUACGCGAAAUCUGGGGUUCUCGAGUAUGCACGUAGGGUGUUCGACGAAAUGCCUGAGAGGGACUUGCCCUCUUGGAACUCAAUUGUAGCGGGUUAUGCUAAGUGGGGGGCGCUGGCGGAGGCGAAUGAGCUUUUUGAGAGGAUGCCUGGGAGGAAUGUGGUUUCUUGGACAGCGAUGGUUUCUGGGUACUGUCAGAAUGGGAGGUUUGAGGAGGCAAUGGAGGUGUUUUUGAUGAUGGAAAGGGAGGCUGGGGUGAGGCCAAAUGAAGUGACGCUGGCGAGUGUCCUUCCAGCUUGUGCGAAGCUUGGGGCGUUGGAGUUGGGGGAGAGGAUCGAUAGGUAUGCAAGGGAGAAUGGGUUCUUGAGGAAUGUGUUUGUGGCAAAUGCUUUGGUUGAGAUGUACGCCAAGUGCGGGAGGAUUGACAAGGCGCAGCGAAUGUUUGAAGAGAUGGGCAGGGGGAGGAAUCUUUGUUCUUGGAAUUCCAUGAUCAUGGGUUUGGCUGUUCAUGGGAGAUGGAAGGAGGGUUUGGAGCUUUUCCAUGAAAUGCUGGCAAGUGGAAUCACACCCGAUGAUAUUACAUUCGUUGCUGUUCUGUUGGCAUGCACUCAUGGAGGCCUAGUUGACCAUGGUUGGCGAUUUUUUGAAUCUAUGGAGAAAGAGUUCUCCCUUAGUCCUAAAUUGGAACACUAUGGCUGCAUGGUUGAUCUUUUGGGACGGUCUGGACAGUUAGAUGAAGCUUAUGCUCUAAUAACAAGCAUGCCCAUGAGUCCAGAUUCAGUAGUAUGGGGGGCUCUUUUAGGAGCUUGCAGUUUCUAUGGCCAUGUUGAGAUGGCAGAAAGAGUAGCUGAGUUCCUCUUUGAGCUGGAGCCAUGGAAUCCAGGAAAUUAUGUGAUUCUUUCGAAUGUUUAUGCGGCAUCAGACCGGUGGGAUGGGGUCGCAAAGGUGAGGAUACAGAUGAAAGGGAACCAAAUGAAGAAGGCAGCAGGUUACAGUUUUAUCGAAUCAGGGGGCAUUGUUCACAAGUUUAUUGUGGAGGAUAGAUCACAUCAAAGAUCUGAUGAGAUCUAUGCAUUAUUGGACGAAGUUAUGGCGAAUAUGAAGCUUCUUCGAUACUUUCCCAAUUUGGAUUCCGAACUCGAGAAUUAUGAGUAAAUGGAGACAUGGUUCCAAUGGCGUUGCUAUUUCAAUCUUUCUAUAAGAUUAGGAGUUGGAGUAACUGAGAUUGUAUCUUUUGAAAAGAACAUAGAAAAAUCCUGGCGGGUGAAGCUGAAAUUUUCACAAGCAGAGUUACUACAAGAAAGAUUUCUGCACUUAAGGGUAAAAGAAUAUGCUUCUUUUGUUGAAGAGAUGCCAUUCAGCAAAUGCACAUAAAGAUGGGAUAAAUACAAAAAAGAAGAAGAAGAAGAAGAGCAAACAGAGAAGUGGAAAUUUUCAUGCAUUAGCUCAAAUGGAGUUUACUUGAAGAAAGAUGUUCUCACUCAAACAAUGGAAUAUGCUGCUGUUAUUAAAGAGAAACACCAUUCGAUGAAUGCCACUUGAAGCCAUGAUUGAAAAGAGCCAGUGC
Molecule: messenger RNA, 2014 nt
Organism: Magnolia sinica
Lineage: Eukaryota; Viridiplantae; Streptophyta; Magnoliopsida; Magnoliales; Magnoliaceae
Product: pentatricopeptide repeat-containing protein At5g08510
Exons: 2
Coding region: 64-1602 (512 amino acids)
Biological process (GO): RNA modification
Molecular function (GO): protein binding; RNA binding
Source: RefSeq, a predicted model, not a curated record